Molecule: messenger RNA, 2817 nt
Organism: Fusarium verticillioides 7600
Lineage: Eukaryota; Fungi; Ascomycota; Sordariomycetes; Hypocreales; Nectriaceae
Exons: 2
Coding region: 1-2817 (938 amino acids)
Biological process (GO): nucleoside metabolic process
Molecular function (GO): catalytic activity
Source: RefSeq, a predicted model, not a curated record
AUGGCUGCGGUCAUGUCUGAUCUUUCCUGUACCGGUAACAAUGAAAGUAUUAAGUCUUUGCAUCUGACUUACAAGGCUGCCCAGCAAAUCACCGAGACUCUCUGGGUUAGUGAGCGGAAUGAAGAACUCAAAUCUUUCUGUGCCAGUCUCAUGGCGUAUUUCAGCAUGAUCAAGAGGAGCUUGAGUAACACGGACCAUACAAAUGUCUCUCGUGUGGACAACGAACUGGCCACCAUGUUGCUGGCACCAAUCAAGAUCAUGUUUCCAACUAGCAGUAACCUGGGACGUGCUAAGCAAGGAGCUGAGGUUGGUUCCGCGAAGCCGAACAAUAUCGCAUUGAUGGACCUGAUGGAAAUAUACGAGUCAAGGGCUGAAUUACUGAAGUCACUGGCUAUAUGCGAGGAAACGCUACGUGAUAGCUACCCCGAAGGCCUUACCCGAUGGGAUACAGAAGAACCUUCGCCUCAGCUUGUUAUCGCAGAGCUUCCUUAUGGUAUUUCUUGUGCUGCACAAUCAAUGUUCGAAGCUAUGGUGGCAUGCAACGAUUGUCCAUGUACACCAGAACAUGACUUAGGAGCCCGGCUGUAUUUGGGUACCCAUCGGAAGCCGGAGGCUACCUUGGGGGCUGAAGAUGAAGAGAUCAUUUACUUCGACAUGUUUCUCUCUACGCAAUGCGACUGGCAAGAAGUCCGAGUUCAUGCGUCGAGGAACACAGUUGGCCAGAUAGUGACUGGUCCAGCAACUGAUUCUCAGUCAAAGAGAAAUCGCACAGAAGUCAAAGCGCUGAGAAUCAAGAGACUAUGCAAGGCAAUAGCAAAGAUCAAGACGAUGGCUGCAUACCGCCUCGAGCUCAAGGUGUUACAGAAUCAGCUAUUUCAGCUGCAUCCAAAAAGGGGCAACUCUGCUAUCGACACGUCACAGAACGCACUUUCGCUCCAGGACAUCUUGAGGCAUGCGAAAGGCGCUUUUACUGAGAGAACAAAACGAGUCCUGGCUGUUAUCUUAGCCUCAACAGUGUUUCACCUCUACGGCACCCCGUGGCUACAGUCAACUUGGGGCUCGGCUGAUAUUUUAUUCUUUCGCAAAUCAUCCUCUGGCAUAUCUUUCAGGCCAUUCAUCAACACUGCCCUUCCGCGACUUCAUCCUUCGGUGGUCGCAGCUGCUACAGAAAACCCCGACUCCAAUGUUGCUUCAGAAGAGACUGACGAACCUGAUCUGGAGGACUUCUUCACUCAUCUAUGCCCAGCGGUUAUCACAUUGGCAUUCGUGCUACUGGAAGUGUAUUUCGAAACCCCUUUCGAUAUCCUCGCACAGAAAUUCAACGUCAAACUCGGAGCAGAUACAGAACCCUCAGCCUUUACUAGAUACAUGGAUGUGAACCUUGUGUUUCAGGCCUGCAGGGCAGAAAUUCCUCAAAACUCACAAUUUUACCUGGCCUUGACAAAUUGCUUUGAACAACAGGUCUGGCAAGACGAAAAUGGAGAUGUGCUAGACACUUUGCCUCUGAGAACGAUGAUUUAUCAAAAGGUCAUACUACCGCUGGAGACGGAACUCAGCCAAGCCUACAAUUCCAUACCGAUUGAAGAACUUGACAAAUUUGCACAAAAGUUGGACUUUGGGAGGUACAGUCAAUUCAGUGGCGACUUCACAUCGUAUGCGGAUUCUCAAGUCGCUGAGGUAAGCUCACGUGGCUCUGCUUCCAUGGCUCAACAGCCAUCUUCACCUGUCCUGAAUUAUCCUAUUCACGGUUUCAGGAAUGGAAGACAUGCUGAGGAUGACGAGCUAAAUACUCAAGGUUAUCCUCAUUCUGCGUACACUGUGGGCGUUAUCUGUGCUCUUCCUCUGGAGCUCCGGGCAGUACGAGCGCUCUUUGAUACAGAACAUAAAGAGCACACCAGACUAAAAGGGGACAGCAACACGUAUGCACUCGGUACUAUGGGCGGACAUUUGAUAGUUGCUGCUUGCCUCCCCUCUGGCGAGUACGGAACAAAUCCAGCUGCUGACGUCGCCUCCAAUAUGGCAAGAACUUAUCCUGAGAUUGAAUUCUGUCUCUUGGUCGGGAUUGGUGGUGGAGCACCCUCCCCAGAGACAGAUAUUCGCCUAGGAGAUGUUGUGGUCAGUCAUCCAACAUCAACAUCUUCUGGCGUAAUUCAAUAUGACAGGGGUAAAGAGUACCAAGGAAAUAAAUUUGAACUCACUGGGAGCCUCCACGGACCACCGCGAUGUUUGAGGACCGCUAUAAGUGCACUUCGCUCAAAGCCUGACCUGUCUUCAAAUUCCCUCCAGCCAUUUAUUGAAGAUAUUACUGGAAGCAUACCAUAUUCGUCUUCAUCAGACUACAGUCACCCCGGACAAGAGAAUGAUCGUCUGUUCAAGACAGUAUGCUCAAUCUGCUUUGCAGGCAGAGACUGCGCUGAGGCGGACAGCCAUGUGCAGCGCCGGGCACUCCGGACAACAGAUCAGCCCGAAAUACAUUAUGGCAUUAUCGCAUCAGGAAACAAGGUGCUUAAGGAUGCUGCUGCACGUGACCGAUGGGCAAAAGAACGUGGCAUAUUAUGCUUUGAGAUGGAAGCGGCAGGGGUCAUGAAUACCCUCCCAUGCCUAGUUAUCCGCGGCAUCUGCGAUUAUGCGGAUUCUCACAAAGACAAAAUGUGGCAGAAUUACGCUGCAGCAACUGCAGCAGCUUAUGCUAAGUUACUGCUCCGCCACACUGCCUCUAGUAGCACGGAAUGGAAGACUGCAAGAAGAGGUCUCAAGAACCCCUUGAAGAAAGACAGUAAUGAAGAAAGACCAGAGGCGAAGCGGCAGAAAACUUAG